This is a messenger RNA of Magallana angulata, 2380 nucleotides long. RefSeq names its product protein canopy 4-like. Gene Ontology annotation, molecular function: signaling receptor binding. The coding region runs from base 73 to 774 and encodes 233 amino acids. The record is from RefSeq and is a predicted model, not a curated record. The transcript has 7 exons. Gene Ontology annotation, cellular component: endomembrane system. NCBI's taxonomy places the organism in Eukaryota, Metazoa, Mollusca, Bivalvia, Ostreida, Ostreidae.
AUGUACACAAAACACACAAGUCUGAAGUCGUGUUUAAGACAGAACUGCGUAUCCGCAUAUUGAACGCAUAAAAUGCUCAAAAUAUUUUUCGGUUUAACGUUAGUUCUGCUGUUGAAUGUGGUUGGAUUCAAUUGUAACGAUGAUGAUUCGGGAGUUAUUUUACCAAGCAUGUGCGAAGUGUGUAAGUUUUUUGUCACUGAACUGCAAAGCAGAUUAGAUGAAACUGGAAAGACCAAAGAAACUUUGCAUGUUGGUCAUGGAUUAGACAAGAAAAAGAAGAUUGUGUAUAAUAAGUCAGAAUUGAGACUGACAGAGGCACUCACUGAUCCACAUGUUUGUGAUAAAAUCCUGGAAUACAAUGUUCACAAGGAAAGGUCAGGGAGCAAUAGGUUUGCCAAAGGUCGUAGUGAAACGAUGGAAACAUUACAUGGAUUAGUAAAUAAAGGAGUAAAAGUGGAGUUAGGAAUUCCUCAUGAACUGUGGGAUGCACCCUCUGCUGAGGUGACAGAUAUGCAAAGAAAGUGUUUCAAAAUGGCGGAGGAGUAUGAAGAUGAGAUAGAAGACUGGUAUUUCAACCAGCAGGACAAGGAUCUGAUGACAUAUCUGUGUGCUAACCGUGCCCUCCGCAAGGAUGACAAAAAAUGCUUAACAGAGAAGUAUGAACUCAAAGGAGAAAGAGAAAAAGUUGACACCGAUGAAAAAACUGCAAGGAAAAAGAAUAAAAAGAAAUCAAAGGGAGAAGAAGGAGACAAGGAUACAAAAGAUGAAUUAUGAUGAUAUCUCCAUAGUGAUGACCUAUGGCAUUGAUGUUUGACCCCCCCCCACUAAUUGUCAUUCUAUUGACCUUCAUUUUCUUAUUUUUACAACCUUUACUUAUCUGUUGAAGCGUAUAGUCAAGUUCUUAAUGUUAGUGCAGUAAACACAAGACUGAUACUGUAGAUACUUAAUUAAAUGCAAGGAAUUAAUAUACGCACAAAGUCGUGAGAAGCAGCUCUCACAGAUUUAAUAAAAAAAAAAUUUUAUUUGUUUGACAGUUUUGAACUAUACAAUACUAUUCCCAAAAAGUUCUGUGCUUGCAAUUUUAUAUUUGCACAAAUGAUACAAAACGUUGGAGUUGCAGAAUUUAGAACCUGUGUAAAAUAGGGAAUCUCCAUUAAUGCAUAACUACUUAAGGGGGUGUUGGACAUCUGUCAAUAUUAAUUUGGAUUAAAGUACAUUGUAAUUAAAUACUUUCACUGGUUUGAAUUUCCAAAUUUUGCAAUAUUUACCGUAAUCCGGUGAAUAUAAUACGCACUUUUUUUCCCAGCAUUUUUUACAGUGAGAAAGGGGUGCAUAUUAUACAUCCCUAUAAGAUGUGUUUGUGAAACACUUACGACCCCUCCCUGGGAAACAUCCACAAAGAAAAUGAACGUAAGCUGCAAUAUUUGGGAUUUUUCUAAGUCCAAGGGGCAUAACUCUGUCAAAAAUGGCUCAAUCAUACCCAAUAUCGAACUUUAUCAUGAUAAACUUGUAAACCAAAUUUCAUUUUAAUAUGUUCAUCCUCUGUGAAGAAAAUGAAUGGAAGGGGGGCAUAAAAAUAUGUUUUAAAAAUUUUGGAAAGGUAAAAAUUUUAUAAUCCCCAAUGGGAUUUGGACUUAUGACUUACAGAUCUGUAGUGAACUUUCCAACACUCAGCACAACACUGUUAGAAAACAAUUUUGGGAAAGAAAUUAUUUAUAAAAUCAUACUUGAUUUUAUAGUUUAUUUUAAUAAAUAAUAGGUUACAACAUGGAAGUGUCCCAUACGACCUUAAUUUCAUUUUUGCUUGCAUGUAUGAAGUAUGGAUAAAGAUUACAUGGUGCAAUUUAUUCUACCUGUUUCAAUAUUUCAUAUUCCCUUUUCAACUGAAUGAGACUGAUAAUAUAUGUACAUUUGUGUGGUGUUUUUUUUUUGGUAAAUCAACAAAUACACAUAAAAAGAAUGCUAAUUGUAUAUUAUAUUUAAUUUAUAAAAUAUGAUUUUGGUUUUUGUGAAUAAUUAUGUUGCACUUCUAAAUGCUGGUGCUAAUGUAAUUCAGGUCACAGUUUACUGAUACAAAUAUUUGUUCAUCUGUUCAUAUUUGUGCAUUUGUUCAUAUUUUUCAAACAAUAAUAUCCAAACAUCCUAGAGAAAUCUCAUUAAAAGAGCUGUGUUUUUUCAUGUUGGUCAUCUGUUUUUAAAUAUUUGACUUUUUUGCUCCAAUGCAGAUUAAAUCUAUUGUUAUGUCUGUAGAUUUUUCAUCAACCAAUUUUGCUUCUAGAUGUAUAUGCAAGUCAAAUCAAAAUCUUUAGUAAAAAAGGCUGAUAAGAAUAUAUGUGGUCAAAUUCUAUGUUUUUAUAAAAAAUAAAUAUUUCAACAGGAA